This is a messenger RNA of Archocentrus centrarchus (flier cichlid), 886 nucleotides long. Its product is annotated as histone H2B-like. The coding region runs from base 69 to 437 and encodes 122 amino acids. NCBI's taxonomy places the organism in Eukaryota, Metazoa, Chordata, Actinopteri, Cichliformes, Cichlidae. Gene Ontology annotation, cellular component: nucleosome. The transcript has a single exon. Gene Ontology annotation, molecular function: protein heterodimerization activity; DNA binding; structural constituent of chromatin. The record is from RefSeq and is a predicted model, not a curated record.
GGUUUAAACAGAGCUCUCAGAACUUGGAAGUCCUCAUCCAACCAAGCGAAGAGCUUCAAUCAUCAGCCAUGCCUGAUCCAGUGAAAACAUCCAAGAAGGGUGCCAAGAAAGCCGUCUCUAAGAGUGCUUCCAAGGGCGGUAAGAGGAGGAAGAGCAGGAAGGAGAGCUACGCCAUCUACGUGUACAAGGUGCUGAAGCAGGUCCACCCUGACAUUGGCAUCUCCUCCAAGGCCAUGAGCAUCAUGAACUCCUUUGUGAAUGAUGUUUUUGAGCGGAUUGCCGGUGAGGCCUCCCGCCUGGCUCUCUACAACAAGCGCUCCACUGUCAGCUCCAGGGAGAUCCAGACCGCCGUCAGGCUCCUGCUGCCCGGUGAGCUGGCCAAGCAUGCCGUGUCCGAGGGAACCAAGGCCGUCACCAAGUACACCAGCUCAAAGUAACCUGCUCUGAUGCUGACUGUGAAACUGCACACAAAGGCCCUUUUCAGGGCCACCCACCAUCCAGCUAAGAGCUGCUCUCCAACAGUUUUCUUUUCUGUCUUAUACAUGUUUUCAUUGUUUUUUAUUUUAUGCAUCACUGCUUACAGAUCUGUUAGAGCAGUAAGGUGUAUUAAGGAGGUCAGUCAACAAAUGCAAAUGUACCUACAAUGCAUCAAAUUUUAAAUUGCACUCUUCAAACUGAGGAAACAAACACUGAAUACUUAAUUCUCUGCUGCCUUAUUUAUUGAUUAUUUCAUCAUCUGUGAACAUGAAAACAUCUUAAGCUGUUAAGCUUUAUAUCUAUAAUUUGCAUAUUAGUCAAUACAAAAUGGAACAAGUUUAAAAUUAAGCUAUACUUACUUUAUUUGAUCAGAGAAUUCCUAAAAAUCAAAGUAUUAGUGAUGUCUGUU